Salvelinus fontinalis (brook trout) is the source of this 1163-nucleotide messenger RNA. RefSeq names its product myosin regulatory light chain 2, ventricular/cardiac muscle isoform-like. Gene Ontology annotation, biological process: muscle cell fate specification; cardiac muscle contraction; heart development. The transcript is spliced from 3 exons. Lineage: Eukaryota; Metazoa; Chordata; Actinopteri; Salmoniformes; Salmonidae. Bases 394 to 687 code for a protein of 97 amino acids. Gene Ontology annotation, cellular component: myofibril; cytoplasm. The record is from RefSeq and is a predicted model, not a curated record. Gene Ontology annotation, molecular function: calcium ion binding.
UCAACUCAGGGUAGAUCAACCCACCAGGCUUCAUGGAUCUACUCCUUUUCCACCUCCCGCCGAAGGCACCCAAGAAGGCAGAGAAGAAGUCAGCAGAGGGAGCCAACUCUAAUGUAUUUUCUAUCUUUGAGCAGUCUCAAAUCCAGGAGUUCAAGGAGGUAAGGAUCUGCCUCUCCCCUUAUUACCAUGACGACAGUCCCCCUGUACCCCUUUCUGUCUGGGCCCUAGUGCAUAACCCAUUCUGCAAACAAGGGAUGUGUUCAGUUGUUUAAACGUCCUGCUACAUUUUGCAACAGUACUGAAUGUCACUUUCUCCCAAAAGUUUGCAAAAUGAGUUGCCUGAAUUGUAAUUUGACAUUGUCCUUCCUUAUUUCUGUAUUGUAACUACUGUCUAUGUUAUCCAAAUGUCUGCCUCCCAUCGACUUCUUUCUAAUUAGAGGUGAUCUCUGUGUAGGCGCUGAUCCAGAGGAAACUAUCCUCAACACAUUUAAAGUAUUAGAUCCUGAAGGUAAAGGGGUCCUGAGGAAGGACUCUGUGACCGAGAUGCUGACGACACAGGCGGACAGAUUUUCUCCUGAAGAGAUGGAGCAAAUGUUUGCAGCCUUCCCACCAGACGUGGCAGGAAAUCUACACUACAAAAACCUUGUCCACAUCAUCACACAUGGAGAAGAGAAGGACCAGGAGUAACUAACUGCUCCUUUAGCGUGUCUGAAUAGAAGACAGAAAUAGAAGCUCUUGACUAGAGACUCUAGAGCUUCUAUUUCUUUCAUCAAAACACCCGUCGGCUGUCAUCUAUCAUCUCCAGGCUCCACCCACGGUCCUGUGUGCUUGCCCCGCCCACUUACAUUCUCAGAUCAGGUGAAGUGGACCCCCCCGGUAUAAUUCACUGGCUCCUUUGUCUGUCAGUCACACUUCCCCUCCCAGGUCACCUAUACCAAGAGACCAUAGCUAGAGCCCCCACCACCUGCAGCCCCACAGUGGAAGCGGAGGGAAAGAACCAGAGGGAAACUCACUGGCCUUUACCUUCUACACUUUUAAACUGGCCACCUGUGAUGCAUCUACUUGUGUUUUCCCGUCAUCGGCAGUGGUUAAGCAAACUACCAAGCUAGAUGUGUGUAAAUGGUCUAUCAGACAAAUGGUUGAAUCCAUAUUCAAUAGCUAUU